CUCAAACGUAUAUAUCUCGGCUAUUGCAACACCAUCUCUCCAGAUUCGAUUCCAUGCUGCCGAUCGACUAAAUACAGCAUGAACUUAGCUCUUUAUUCAGUGUUAUUUUGUGUUCACGCAGUCUUUGCAGCAAGUUCUAAUGGGCAUGGACACAAAUCACAAGACUGGUUAAACCAUGGUGGAGAUCUGUUCAACAGAAGAUAUGCUUACAAAGAGCAUAAGAUCAGCCCAAAAACAGCACCGAACCUACGUUUGAAGUGGAAAUUCAAUGCAGGCAAAGACAUCAGUGCAACACCAGCCAUAUAUGAUGGUACCCUUUAUUUUCCAAGCUGGAACGGUAACAUCUAUGCAGUUAAAGAAGCUGAUGGAUCGCUUGUGUGGAAGCAGAACUUGCAGAAUCUGACAGGUAUAAAUGCAACUGGCUAUGUUACUACUGUAAAUUGGACCGUGUCAAGGUCAACUCCCACAGUAGCAGGGGAUAGACUGAUAAUUGGAGUCUACGGCCCUUGUAUUCUUAUUGCUGUCAAAAGAACAACUGGUGAGCUUGUGUGGAAGACCACUUUGGAUAACCAUCCUGCAGCAAUCAUCACCAUGUCUGGAACAUACUAUAACAGACAUUUGUAUAUCGGAAUAUCUUCAGUGGAAUAUUUUGCACCCUUUGAGCAAUGCUGCACAUUCCGUGGAAGUUUUGUAAAACUUAAUGCCCGAUCAGGUGCCAUCUUGUGGAAGACUUUCAUGUUACCAGAUAACAAUAACACGAGAGGAGAAUAUGCAGGAGCUUCCGUUUGGGGGAGCAGCCCUUCCAUUGAUGUUAAAAGAAACCAUGUCUAUAUUGCAACUGGGAACCUCUAUUCUGCCCCAUUACGCAUACGUCAGUGUCGAGAGAGACAAAUUAAUGGAACUGAGCCUACUCAACCAGACGCGUGUGUUGAACCAGAAAACCACUCUGAUUCAAUGUUAGCCCUUGAUUUGGAUUCUGGGAAAAUCAAAUGGUACCGCCAGUUAGGAGGCGUUGAUAUAUGGCUCUUUGAAUGUGUCGAUCCUUCAACUCCUAAUUGUCCUCCUCAAGGUAUCAACCCAGAUGCUGAUUUUGCGGAGGCACCAAUGAUGUUGACCACAUACGUAAAUCGAACCAAGAAAGAUAUUGUUGUUGCAGGCCAGAAAAGUGGCAUUGUAUGGGCUUUAGAUCGUAAUAAUGGCAACCUCGUCUGGUCUAAGCAAGCUGGGCCAGGAGGGGUAACAGGAGGUGCAACAUGGGGUGCAUCAACUGAUGAAAGAAGGGUUUACACCAACAUUGCCAAUUCUGAGGCCAGAAAUUUCACUCUUGCUCCUUCAAACAUCACUACAACUGCUGGUGGGUGGGUGGCAAUGAAUGCUAGCAAUGGUAGAGUUUUAUGGUCAAUAGCCAACCCCAGUAACAGCACUGCUCAUGGCCCUGUUAGUGUUGCAAAUGAUGUUGUCUUCGCUGGAUCCACGGAUAGAAAUGGAUCCAUAUUUGCCAUCGAUGCCAAGAGUGGGAAAAUUUUAUGGUCCUAUCAAACUGGAGCCAGUGUCUAUGGAGGCAUGUCAAUUAGCAAUGGGUGCAUAUAUGUGGGUCAUGGAUAUAGUGUUUGGGGACCUGAUCUCUUUAACUUUUCCGGUGGAAUCUGGCUCUUUGGCUUCUGUGUUGAGUUCUAAGAAUUUAUGUGGUUAAUAAGCGUGUUUGUAAUUGUUGUGUUUUAAAGAAUAAUUAUUUUCAUUAGCUUUUGUGAUUGUUCAAAAACUUUUUGAAAAAUGUUUUCAAAAUUAUGUGAUUAUCAAACACGUACAAAUAUAAAUGGAUCAAUAAAACAGAAACUGUU
This is a messenger RNA of Glycine soja, 1841 nucleotides long. Its product is annotated as polyvinylalcohol dehydrogenase-like. The transcript is spliced from 4 exons. The coding region runs from base 79 to 1677 and encodes 532 amino acids. The record is from RefSeq and is a predicted model, not a curated record. NCBI's taxonomy places the organism in Eukaryota, Viridiplantae, Streptophyta, Magnoliopsida, Fabales, Fabaceae.